This is a messenger RNA of Theileria parva strain Muguga, 335 nucleotides long. Its product is annotated as putative integral membrane protein. NCBI's taxonomy places the organism in Eukaryota, Apicomplexa, Aconoidasida, Piroplasmida, Theileriidae. Bases 52 to 318 code for a protein of 88 amino acids. The transcript has a single exon. The record is from RefSeq and is a predicted model, not a curated record.
CUCAUUUACUCCACUUAAAAUUAUUUGAUUUAUAUAAUAAAAAUUUCUAUUAUGAAAAAUUAUAUAAGAUUUAGUAGCUUAUUUAAAAGAGGUUUAAUUUUUCAGAAUCGUGGAUUUGCCACUAAAUCAACAGCCUAUGAUCCUAAGAUUGUAAAUGAAGCUAUAAAUCCUAGGCCAGGAAGACUAUUUAAAUCAACACCGCUUUUAUUCCUCUUGGCUGUAUCAAUGCUUACAGUACCAGUGGUAGUAACUUAUUACGAUAAUAAAGAUUUUGAAAAGGAAAUGGAACGAAGAAAGCAACCGGGCGUUACUUACUAAUCUUAUAACACUAUUUA